Molecule: messenger RNA, 3102 nt
Organism: Amoebophrya sp. A120
Lineage: Eukaryota; Dinophyceae; Syndiniales; Amoebophryaceae
Source: the annotation of a GenBank genome assembly
AUUUAUCAUCACCAUAAAAGUGGCGCCCAAAUGAAAGAUCUAAUUGGAGAUCACUUCGAAAAUAAUCAGUGAACGCGAAAUAGUCGAAACGGAGGCAGUACGGUCACGCAAGUAAAGAUAUAAGUAGUGUCUUCCCCCUUUGUCCGUCGUGUAAGGAAUUAUAUUCGGUCAGCCGUGCCUUCCGUCAUCGUGCUCGUGGUAUAUGGUCACCGUGUUUUCGACCACUACGUGUGGCUUCUUGUCCCUAUUAUCAAUCCGUGGACCAACACUAUAUCACGUCAGCAAUAAAGUGGGAUAUUCGUAGUUGGGAUAAAGUGAAACCGUUGUUGUAAAGUAGUACUGCCAGGACUACAACUGCUAGAAUCGUGUUUCUACAGAGAGUUUGCUUGUUGCGGUUAUCGCUCUGGUCGCCGUCGUCGUUUUCGCAACCGCGUGUGCGGCAGAAUAUUGUUCGCUGUGUCCUACAUGCAAUUUUUCCUUGCUACUUCUAGCCGCUGCGAUUCCCACUCGGAACGCGUUCAUCGGGGAGAAACACAGACCACAUUCCUGCCACCAGGGUCGUGGGCUUUUUGUUUUUUGACUUUGAUUUUAACUUUCGUCAUCAUUUUCACUGGGUAACACCAUUUUCACCACAUACACUUUUGAAUAUACACAAUGAGAUGCUGCAUUUUCCCCCGUCGGCGGCCGAAUGAUCGCUGGUGCGCCGCAGCUGAUAGAGUGAAGAAGGAACCGCUGAUGCCCAGCAGCAAGAGCACCACGGCGGUGGACUCGUCGCCCGAGCCGGAUAUCCCAGCCGGAUUUCGGGAGUAUUGCGAAACCAUGGCGAUCCUGGGAAGGACACCGAAAUACGAAAUCCCGGAGGUCGUGCGGUUCGAACUCCCUGCGUCCGUCCCAGGUCGAGACGCGAAUCACACUUCCUCCCAGGUCGCGAAAAUUCGGGCGGAGAUGUGUGAACUGCAAGCGGCGCUCAAACGGGAUCACCUGUCCGCCGAAGCACUGUGCCGCAAGGCGGGGGUGAGAAUCGGGGAUCGUUGCGGGAGCUUUUUACGGAAAAGCAACAAGUUGCUUCGCCUUGUUGAUGAGCCGUUCCUGUGCAUCAAGAUCCAUGAAGAACAGCCAAAAGAAAAGAAACUGUCGGUGACAACAUUAUAUAUGCGUCGCUGACCUCUGUAGUACCUGUAGGACGAGUGUCAUGUUGUUAGUACCACCUCCACACGGCAGUAUACACUGGAGUCAACAAGGUGCGUUUUCGUGCUUCCAUAUUUCGUGCAGGUGGUGCCGCCCUUCAGCCGCAUGUUGUGAGUGGUUGCUGUCUACUUUGGCUAGUCAUGUGAAAUACACUAAGCAACUUUUGCGUGAAGGUAGUGAGUUUCGUUGAAAAAAUAACAGCACUGGUGACUCUUGGCUUGGUCUUGAGAUUCUACCCGAAAUAGCAGCAAAGUGUCCUUUACUUUCUUGGUCUUCAGUUUGCCCGUUGACAAUUCGGAAAUCUAAAAAGAAAAAACGCGUCGCAUUGUAUGGUGUGACGGAAAAAGAAACUCUGGUGGAGCGAUUCUAUCAUGUACAGCCUUACUUGAACUUGACCGAAAAGGAAAAAAACCAGUAGCUACUACAGCACCACUUACCACUUGAUGUCACUAACAAAGAAGAUACAACAGCCAGAAUUCUUCACAACGGGGAAGGCGGCGGAGACCUGUAAAAGGCUGCGCUUUUUACCGCUCAUGUGUUGAAGCUACUUGAUUUUGCUGUGUGCGAGAGUCUUUGAUGAGCAGAAGAGAAACGAAUCAAUGGCUGAUUCGCGUCUCAACGCGUGCUUGGAUGCAGGAUACAUGCAGUUGUCGUCUGGCACAGGGUCGGUCGUCGUAGAAUAUUAUCAAAGAGCAGUUGCGCGACAGGCCUGCUCAUAUUGCAGCUACGAUCGGUCUCAUAAAGCUGUAGAAUAAAAACUGAUAAUUUUCUGAUUCUGAUCACGCAUCAGUUGGUGCAAACAGAUGCCAGAACGCCUUCGGUGCCCACGGGUUAAGAGACUCUGACUAACUCUUUUCUGUGUAGCUAGCACCCCCGCGACCGCAGGUCGAUCUAGAAAAUUUCCGCACAAUUGCAGCAGGAUUCGGUUCCCUUGUCCAGUUCGUUUGUACCUGGUUGCUCGGGGGCUGCUAGCCUGACACAUGCGCCUUGCUGCGUUGUUUCAGAGAUGUGGUCUGGCAGCCAUAGUUGAUACGUGUUUCCCAUGCUGAACAAAGAUGCGUUUGCGUAGAGUGUAGAAGCGAGCGUUUUGAAUGUGCUUCACCUAGAGCGGAAACUAAUGCCACGUAUGGCCGUGAGCGUGAGAGUGAGUAAUGGAGGGCUGUUUUGACAUUUUUGCACCAUACCAACAGCGCGAGCGAAGCGUUCGGAGUUGUGAGCGAGGAGUCAUACACACGUAUCAUUCGUUAUCGACGAAGAUACACAACGCGUAAGAAUCAAGUCUAUAAAAACUAGCUUUUGUCUGGUAGCUGUUCUACUGAUCGAGCAGCGUUACUCUACCAUGGUGCAGGGUACCGGUCCGGAUCCUCGUCGCGCCGAGGGCUCUCUCGAAGAUCGCAGCGCGCCGUAGUUGUUGCGGCGGUGGGAGAGGCUCCACCACUUGCGGCCGCGGGCUGGAACUGCCUCUAGGACUGCCACUUUUGGGAGCAGGCGCAGGCGACCCCGCUAGCGCUGUUAUCCAAGAUGGAGGAGGACUCGGCGGCGCAGCAGAAACGAAUUUCGCAGGACAAAGAAAUCGAACGGAAGAAGCCCGGCGGCUUGGACGCUCUCCCCCUUUCGCGUAUGCGCGGCAGCCCCGCGGCCUGGCUCGGUUGCGCCGCGGGCUUCAUUCUCUGCGCGCCCGUCGUUCAGCGCCCGCGCCCGGCGCCGUUUGCGGCGGCAAAGACACUGGCCCCCCGCCGGGGGCGUUUGCAAUCGGCGCACCGUAGCCGAGCGGCGGCGGCAGGCCUGGGGCGUUUUGCUGCUGGCUGGCCUGCCUGUCGGCGCGCCGGCCUCUCCACCCAAAUGCGCGGACACCGGUCCGGGCGCGGCCGCGGCGCUUGUAUUGGGCUGCCUGCACAGUACUUAUGUCGCUGC